Molecule: messenger RNA, 2653 nt
Organism: Quercus robur (English oak)
Lineage: Eukaryota; Viridiplantae; Streptophyta; Magnoliopsida; Fagales; Fagaceae
Exons: 1
Coding region: 129-1370 (413 amino acids)
Cellular component (GO): 90S preribosome
Source: RefSeq, a predicted model, not a curated record
UCUUAGGAAAAUGAUGGCAAUAGAUCCCUAAAACCCUGACCGUUCUUUCUCUCUUUCUGUUUGUUCUAAAACCCCUAACCCUAGUAGACUGACUCUGUUCCGUCUCUACUCUCAACCCCUUUGCUUCCAUGGCCACCACCAAACCCAACCGAACCGAAAACCCAAAUCCAGUCCCAAUCCCACCUCUGGCUCCCACCAGGGUGAGCCCCAAGGUUAUCCAUAAAGCCGUAAAUGCUCUUCUCAAAUGGCAAAACACCAACUCCCAGUCCCUCACCCAAAAACCCCAACUCCUUCAUCACAGCGAUAAGUUUUUCUACCUCACUCUCACCCUCAAGAAAAUCCCAUCUCAACCUAAUAACACAAACCCACACAAAAUCCAACUCCCACAUACCCUUCUCUCCCCACACCUCCCACCUGAGCUCUGUCUCAUAAUUGAUGAUCGUCCACACUCCAAUCUCAACAAAGCCUCUGCCAAAUCCAAAAUCGAUUCUGAACAAAUACCCAUCUCGAAAGUCCUCAAAUUGUCCGAGUUGAAAUCAGAUUUUCGUUCCUUUGAGGCCAAGAGGAAGCUCUGUGAUUCCUAUGACAUGUUCUUUGCUGACAAAAGGGUUGUGUCCCUUUUGUCUGGUUUGUUGGGGAAGCCUUUUUCUAAGAAGAAGAAGGCUCCGGUGCCGUUGGAUUUGAAGCACAACAAUUGGAAGGAGCAGGUUGAGAAGGCGUGUUCUUCGGCGUUGUUGUUUUUGGGGACUGGAACUUGUUGUGUGGUGAAGAUGGCAAGGGUGAGUAUGGAGCAAAAAGAGAUUGUGGAGAAUGUGGUGGCGGCGAUUAAUGGGAUUUCGGAGGUUGUCCCAAGGAAGUGGGGUGGUAUAAGGUCAUUGCAUUUGAAGCUGCUUGAGUCGUUGGCAUUGCCAUUGUAUCAGUCAGAACCGGAGGAGAGGUUGAUGAUUGAGGGAGUUAAGGAGGAGGAGGUGAAGGGAAAGGGGAUGAAGGGUGAGAGAGUCGGGAUGCAGAAGGAUGGGAAUAUAGGUGAGGUGUUAGUUGAAGAUGAAUUGGGAAUUAAUGAAGGUGAGGAUAAUGAGAAUGGUGAAAUAUUGGGUAGUAAGAAGAGGAAAAAGGGAGAUAAGGGUGAAGGAGUGGUUUCUAGUGAAUCGAAAGGCUUGAAGAAGUUGGCUAUGGUGAAUAAAGAUGAUCUUACGGAGAAUAUAGAUGGGUUGUUCACCGCACAGGGGAAGAAGCAAGAUGGUGGUAUAAAGAAAAGGAAGGUUGGGUUGGCUUUGGAAGAUGGGAAUUCUGGGGAAAAGAAGGAUAAGAGGAAGAAAAGUGGAGAAAUGGAGGUGAAGGCUAAGAAAGGCAAGAAAGCAGCGGAGUAAUUUGAUUUAGAAGACUAAAGAAGUUAGAGAUGGUAAUUCAUACUCUGAAAAAAUUUUGUUUUAAUUAUAUAAUCAAUAGUGAUUUGUGUUAAUUUGGUUGGAGUACAGAAAUUCUGCUAGUUGACAUCACUAACUAUUUUCUUUGGUAUCUUGAUUAUGAAGAAAAAUAUAGUGAUUGAUUUAAUGUUUUAGUGCUAUAUAUUUGCCUGACUUAUAUAUCUGAAAUUUGGUCUUGUUCUUGUACGCAAGGUUUAAUGUUUAGGCAGGCAUUAUUGUUUUGAUAUUCUACUCAUUUCAUGGUUAUAACUUAUCAAUGUUUAAUACAUAUCACUGAAGAAAAGGGUGAGGAUGUAACUUUGAGAGUGAGUGCAGCCUAAAUCCUUGUUGGUUGUUUUUGUUAGUAGUUAAAACUUAAAACUCCUUGUAGCUCAAUUUGCUACUAGCAACAAUUUAGAAUCAGUCUUGGAAAAUGAUGGAGGAAUGAUGAGGACUAAUUAAUGGAUUAACAACUCAUUAGUGAUGAGGUUUAUUCGGCACCAACUUUGGAUUGACUACUCAUUCCUCCAUGCCACUUCAAAUGCUUAUCCCUCAAUUUUCAUUUCUAGAUGAGUGCUUGAAUUUAAAUUUAUUUUGUGAAUCUUAUUUUUGUUUUGGCACUCUAUUUAUUAGUUAGAAAAUCCAUUUCUUUCAAAACUUAUCUUAUGCAUUCAAUUAUAAUUCAGUUAUCCUUGUAUGGCAGUCCAGACAUCUGGCAAAGUCAAAAGUCAUUUUCUGAUAGAUGUACGAUUCAUCAAUCAAGAGUAUAAAGUGAUCCUAGUAUUCAACUUGUUGAAUGAUAUGUACAGUAGUUACUAAUCAACAAAUCAGCUUUUUUCCCCUCUUUCUUAUAUGAACUUUUUGACUUAUUCAGUAUACGUUUUAUCAGAAUUAAAUUGAUUGAAAGAGGAUUAGUUAUGACAAAUGAUGCAAGCCUUUGAAUGAUAGCAGGUCCUAUUAGGUCUCUUCAGCAAUUCGAAUGAGAUGUUUAAAAAAUCUGCUAGAACACUCAUUGGCUUGAAUGAUAGCAGGUCCUAUUUUCACAUUUUGGUGCAUGUUGAGGAUAUCAUGUAAUGGAAUCAUUUGUAUCAUAUAUCUGAGUGCAGUUGGUUGUGGGAUGACUUUUGGUGGCUUUUUGGCCUUGUUUAGGCCAUAUUUUGGUGAAGAAUUUGCUUUGGUGGCUUUUUGUGACAUUCAGGUUAUGUUCUGGCGUAGAAUUUUCUGAAACUUCCUGCUUUUUGAUUUGU